This is a messenger RNA of Labeo rohita (rohu), 1091 nucleotides long. RefSeq lists its product as uncharacterized. The record is from RefSeq and is a predicted model, not a curated record. Lineage: Eukaryota; Metazoa; Chordata; Actinopteri; Cypriniformes; Cyprinidae. The transcript is spliced from 6 exons. The coding region runs from base 360 to 1019 and encodes 219 amino acids.
GUCAUCACGCUUCAGGCAUUUGCACCUCAGGAUUCGGAGCCAGUGGCGCACCCACUAUGCCCAGUCCAUGCCCUGCAAGUUUAUUUGGAGAGGACUAGUCAUUUCAGGCAGGCGAAACAGCUGUUUAUAUGUUUUGGUGGCUGUACCCAAGGACUGCCAGUUUCAAAACAGCGGCUGUCACAUUGUGGAAGCGAUCACGUUGGGAUAUGCUUCUAAGAAUGAGGCCUGUCUGUGGGGAGUACACGCCCACUCCACGAGAAAAAUGGCUUUGUCGUGGGCCUGAAGGUUUCAUAGUGUUUCCGCUCACAGUAAGAGAUGUUUGAAUGAUCACAGUAUAGAAGAUUCAUCUGGAUCAGACGAUGAAGAUCAUACAGCUUCACUUCUAUCUGUUGAUGUGGUCUCAAGUCACAGAGAGUCUAACAAACAAAGCAGUAACUUUAGGAGCUGAUGUGAAUAUAAUCUGUGAUCUUGAUAUAAAGGAGAUUUACUGGUACAAACAGAAAUCACCAGAUCCUCCAGUGUCGAUCUUACGCACAUAUAAAAGCACAUAUGAAGGAGCUGAAUAUGAAAACAGCAUCUUCAAACACAAAUACUCAGUGAAAACUAACAGUCGUCUGUUCAUCAGAAAUAUCAGCACUGAUGAAUUAGGAGUUUAUUAUUGUGUCAAAACUAGUGAACCACGAAAAUUCAGCAAUGGCACCAAAAUCUACAUCAGCGACUUUGUCCAAAAGAAUAUAACAGACUCAGUCCACAGGAAUCAGACAGAAUCAGAUGAUGCUCCACAACAACAGACUCCAUGGAGAACCGUGACCAUCACAUCUGUCCUGCUGAAUGUGCUUUUGAUCAUUGCAUUGAUAGGUUUGGUGAAGAGCUACAUUGACGUAACUGGAAGAUUUAAAAAAUACACUGCAGGUCAAAUAUCAAAUAAUCUACAAUGUGCUGAAGUUGAUUUAUUAAUGUGUCCUGAAAACACCAGGCUUUGUCCAGAGCAGAGCACGAGUGUCCUCUACUGUCAAUGAAAUUUUCUACUAAUUCUAGUUUUAUAUUUUAUUAUUUGACAUACUACUGGAAAUCAAUGACACAAACCUCAA